AUGUGGAGGAGAUUGGUGCAAAUUCGACGAAAGUUCUCUACUAAACUUGUAGUAGAUGAUGUUGUGUCCAGGGCGAAGCGACCGAUGCGUCGAGCGCAACUGUCGUCGGCAAAUCGGAUAAUCGUCAAACUAGGGUCUGCGGUAAUCACACGAGAAGACGAGUGUGGACUAGCUUUAGGAAGACUAGCGUCCAUUGUGGAGCAGGUGUCCUGGCUCCAUAACAACGGGAAGGAGGUAGUGUUGGUGACCAGUGGAGCUGUGGCAUUUGGGAAACAGAGAAUGAAGCAUGAGAAACUCUUGUCGCAGAGCAUGCGCUCGGCUCUCCUGCCAAACUCGGAAAGGAGAGACUUGGAGCCCCGAGCGUGCGCCGCUGCAGGCCAGGCAGGGCUCAUGGCUCUCUAUGAGUCAAUGUUUGCUCAGUACGGCAUCAGCUGCGCGCAGGUUCUUCUGACAGGCUAUGAUUUCCUGGCUCCAGAGGGUCCCCAGAACUUCUUGCAGACUUUGGAUUGUCUCCUCGGCAUGAAGGUGGUUCCAAUCCUCAACGGCAACGACGUCCACUCACCACCUCCUCAGAGGAAUUCCGACCUCCAAGAUGUGGUGAGUAUUCCUGAUAAUGAUUGUCUGAGUUCUCUGGUGGCCAUAUCCACUCGUGCCGACCUCCUCAUUUUCCUGUCUGAUGUGGAUGGACUCUUCACUGGUCAUCCGUCAGACUCAAAGUCCAGACUCAUCAGGACCUACUAUCCUGAACACCCCAUGCAGGUUUCCUUCUGGGGAAAGUCCCGUGUCGGACUUGGAGGAAUGGAGAAUAAGCUCAAUUCUGCAGUGAAGGCUGUGGAGGGGGGAACCCCUGUGGUGAUUGCCAAUGGGACAAAGGGAGAGGGGACAAUCCUGGACAUUGUGAGAGGAAGACCAGUUGGGACACUAGUUGCAAGCAACGGCCACAGCGAGCUGACUGUCUCAGCCGAGCAACUCGCUGAUCAAGCUCGGAGUGGCAGUCGAGCUCUGCAGGGUCUCUCCUCAGAGCAGAGGGCCUCAGUUCUCCACCACCUGGCCUCACUGCUGGUGGAGAGGGAGGAGGAAAUCUUGGCUGCUAACCAGAGAGAUCUGGAUUCAGCCAGUGACCUGUCGGGUCCUCUCAGAGCCAGACUCUCGCUCUCUCCACAGAGACUGGCCUCUCUAGCUGACGGCCUCAGGCAACUGGCAGGUCAGCUACUUUACUUAUGUGACUCUUCUCAUUACUUCCUCCCUACACAGAAGGGCGUGGUUUCCAGAGACAUAGUUGGUGAGGAGGUGGAGAGGGUAUUAGUUGGGGAAGGGUUGGAGCUGGUGAAGAGGAAAGUCCCUCUCGGAGUGGUGCUGGUUGUGUUUGAGUCUCGUCCUGACUGCUUGCCUCAGUUGGCUGGACUUGCCAUAGCUACUGGCAAUGGACUGCUACUGAAGGGAGGGAGUGAGGCUCUUCACAGCAACAGAUGUCUCCAUUCUCUAGUGCAAGAGGCUCUACAAACAGUGGUCCCUGCUGGAACUGUGGCACUGGUGGACAGUCGGGAGGAGAUUAGUGAGCUGUUGACACUAGAGGGUAAGAUAGACCUUGCCAUUCCGCGGGGAGGGCAAGAUCUGGUGAGAGCAGUGAUGGAAAUGUCCAGUGGGAGACUUCCGGUCCUGGGCCACACUGAGGGGGUCUGCCAUGUCUUCCUUGACCAGCACGCUGAUCUGGAGAAGGCUCUUCGCAUCGUAUUGGACUCCAAGUGCAGCUAUCCUGCAGCCUGCAAUGCAUUGGAGAGUCUUCUGGUGCACUCUGACCUCCUCGACACCCCAGCCUUCACUGCCCUCACCUCAUCCCUCAAACACAAUGGAGUGACAGUGUACCCAGGACCAACUCUGGCCACCUUGCUCCCUGUCCCGUCACCCGUGGCAACACUAGGCACCGAGUACGGAGGACUGGAGGUCACCGUGGAGGUCGUGAGGUCAGUGGAAGAGGCUGUGGAACAUGUCAACAGUUAUGGCAGUGGACACACCGACUGCAUCAUUACUGAAGACGCUGAAGCUGCUCGCCAGUUCCUGAGUGGAGUUGACAGUGCCUGCGUCUUCCACAAUGCUAGUACACGAUUCUCAGACGGCUACCGGUUCGGACUGGGGGCAGAGGUCGGUAUCAGCACCGGUCGGAUCCACGCUCGAGGUCCCGUGGGUAAAGAGGGUCUAAUGACGUCGCAGUGGGUGCUGCAAGGCCAGGGACACACCGUCGCUGACUUUGAAGGGCCUGCCAGUACACAUCACUACAGCCACGUCUCCCUCAAACCCUCUGUGGACAGAGGAUCAGCUACCAACCACAGAGAACCUCUCGAGAACACAGUCAUGAACUAAACCACCUCUCACUCAACAAAACAUUCAUGCAUGUUUACAAGAAUCACUGCACAUUUUUGCACAAGUCCCAAGUUCUAGCCCCGCCCACUCCCAUCGAUUUUCUUGACCUCUUCCCUGAGGUUCUUUGCAAAGUUUCUGGCUAUUCGCACGAGCCUCCCGUGACCUCUAGCCUCCAUUCGGCGGGCCUGCAGUCCUCCCAGCUGCCCGGCGCUCUCUCCCAGCCUCACCCACAGGAAGACAAGGAGCUGGGCCGCUCGUCUGAGCGGCGCCGUCUCGGCUAGCCUCUGGCUGUCAGCUAGCUGGUUCAGAGCACGUCUGGGGACAGGAGAAAUCGGAAACUGGUGAAAUGGAGCCUCUGUCCCUCCACUUACCUCACAAAAAUUCGCCAU
Geodia barretti is the source of this 2750-nucleotide messenger RNA. Lineage: Eukaryota; Metazoa; Porifera; Demospongiae; Tetractinellida; Geodiidae. The record is from the annotation of a GenBank genome assembly.